This is a messenger RNA of Stereum hirsutum FP-91666 SS1, 225 nucleotides long. RefSeq lists its product as uncharacterized. The annotation marks the transcript as partial. The record is from RefSeq and is a predicted model, not a curated record. Gene Ontology annotation, molecular function: DNA-binding transcription factor activity, RNA polymerase II-specific; RNA polymerase II cis-regulatory region sequence-specific DNA binding. Gene Ontology annotation, biological process: regulation of transcription by RNA polymerase II. Lineage: Eukaryota; Fungi; Basidiomycota; Agaricomycetes; Russulales; Stereaceae. Gene Ontology annotation, cellular component: nucleus. The transcript has a single exon.
AAUGGGCCCCCGCGUCCACCCAACUCCUUCAUGCUCUAUCGUUCCCACUUCCUUCAGAACCUCAAGAUCCCAAAAGACGUCGAAUGCAGGCAGCAGAACCUGAGCAGGAUCGCGGCUGAGUUGUGGAGAAGUUUUUCGGAGGGGGAGCGGAAUUUUUGGAAGGAGAAGGCACGGGAGAGGGCGAGGUUGCAUUUGCUCGAGAAUCCGGGCUACGUGUACCAGCCA